This is a messenger RNA of Kwoniella botswanensis, 2763 nucleotides long. RefSeq lists its product as uncharacterized. Lineage: Eukaryota; Fungi; Basidiomycota; Tremellomycetes; Tremellales; Cryptococcaceae. The coding region runs from base 1 to 2763 and encodes 920 amino acids. The record is from RefSeq and is a predicted model, not a curated record. The transcript is spliced from 3 exons.
AUGUCAAGACCCGGCACCUUUCGUUCGAAAAGUAGCGACAAGGCAUUACCUUCUUUACCUGCUGGUGGACCAGGAUUAGAUUGUUCAGGAGUACCAAGAAGUCCAGCGCCUUCGUCAACUGUGGGAUUGGGAUUGGGAUUGGAGUUAAACCCCAAAUCGUCCAAACCAACCCCUAGUCAUUUUAUCCCUCUUCAACGAUUGCCUACUACCAUCUACACAUCAAGUAUCCCACCAGUCUCCUCGCCAUCGAUCAUCUCGUCUUCCCCAUCUACACCUAUUGCUUCUUCCUCCAUUUCCAUCUCAGGAUACCCAUUUCCAUAUGGUAACGAGCACUACUCAAAUUCAACAUCAACAGCUAUAAAUCGAAGUACGUCUACUACCACUUUAACUCAGUUGGCUAGACCACCUGAUAGUCCAUCUAUAUCCAUAUCAACUGCUCCGCCUUAUAUCUCGUCGUCAUUCACACCCAAAAAGAAGAAAGUGGGUUUUGGUCAAGCAGAAUCUAUAAGAUCGGAAAAGGUCAUGUUGUCCUCGUCUAUCUCUUCGACUUCGACAACUUCGUCGGGUAAAAAACCAGAUGUACCACUAGGAAGGAAAAGAUCUUCGGGUCAAUUGUUAAUGGGGAUAGGAAAGGGACUGAACAGAGUUGGAAGUGUCAUGAGGAGGAAUACGGACAGUAAUGUCGAUAAUACUUCUCCUAAUAAGAAGGGUCAUGGUGGUGGUAGUGGAAGUACAUGGAGGAAGGGAAGGAGGAGAAAGACGAAUGACUGGCAAGAUGGCUGGGAGAAAGUGGAUAGGAUAGGAGAAGAGGGCGAUGAAGGCGAUGAAGGCAUAGGUAGACCUUUUAAUGUUGGUCACGACUUGCAUGUAUCUCCAGACCUAUCCGACUUACCUGAACAAUGGCUCUCAUCUUUGAAAGCGCAAGGUCUAACCGAAUCCGACCUGAUCCUGAUCUCAGCAGCGAGGAAGAAACAGCAUGAAGCGCACCGAUUACCUCUGAGGACAACAAGCAGAUUACCUCAAGCCCCUCUAUCAGCACCUCCAUCGAGGUUGCUAGAUGCCCCUCGCCGGGAGAUGAUAGCUGGGCCAUCGUCGGAAGAUUCCCAUCAGAUGGGUAGUAGCGGUUUGUUGAAGAAAUUUUCGUUUGAGGACCGAUCACCUACGACACCAACUCAAGCGGGUACGUCAAAUACCCACAUCGCAGGAUCCAGUCCAAUGACACUGAGCCCGAUUGAAAUGCCGAACCAUAAUCAACUACCAUCCGAAUCACUGCAGACCACACCCAACAAAUAUGAUCGAAGGAGAGCUAUCGAGUCUUUUCCUGUCUCAGCAGCUGGAUCUUCCGAUCUCAACCAUAAUCACAAUCACGAGAUUGGCGAUGUCUUCAAUCCUCAUCGGAACUCUACGAUAUCUGCUCUACCAGGUGAAGGGACAGACUUCACAGUUCCCACACGAAGGAACAAGCGAUUCUCCAGUCAGCUAAAAGGGUUCAGGGAGUCUACUUUUGGUCUGGGAGAGGAAGACGAGGGUGAAUGGGGUAAGAGCGUUCUAAAUUCUACUUGGUUAUCUUCUUCAGCGAAAGAAAAAGGGAAGAUGAGAAAUGAUAGGAUCCCUGUUCCUCCUGAACCACUAUUCCCAUUGUCAUCAUCUCCAUCACAGAUCAUUUCAAGUAAAUCCGGACAUAGAACACCUCCAAGUCACGAUCCGAUAGAAGAAGUAGUCACGCCCAAAUCACCACCACCGCCCGCUCGUCCACGUAAACAGCCUUCAGUGACGUUGGUUCCCAUACCGAACCAGUACACUAAGCAGCCUGAAGAAGAUGAAGAUAGUGAAGUCGAAAUUGAGACUCGAAAAUCAUCUGAAUCGUUCGGGGUGCACUAUAACACCUCGAUCGCGAAAUCGAAAUCGUCCAUAUCGAUUGGAUCGGAGUUGAUCACCCCUUCGACAUCCAUGGAACAAGGUAUAACCGUAAGAGAGAAAGCUGAUUCCGAUGAAGGACACGAACAUGAGAGACAAGGCGAGUGUACAUUUGGAUCAAUCAACGAAAUAAAGAAUAAGGAUACGGAUAAUUGCGAUCAACCAAUUGAACUGAUCAGUCGAGAAGGGUUGGUUAGAAGUUAUCAUUCCAAUCCUCAUAUCUCUUUACCGGCCUCUGCAAUUCAUUCACGCUCUACCACUCCCGAUUUGAUCCCAUCGUCAUCUAAUACGAAACUAAAACCUAAUUUGGUACAUCAACAAUCGUAUUCCACCUUCGAUUCUACACCUUAUAAAGUAUUAGAGGAAGAUGAUCUAUUGGAUGGUUUGGAUAGAGCCAACCCUGAAGAAAGAGCUUCGAUCGCUUUGUCCAUUUUGAGCAGUAGAACUUCAGCUUCCAUGCAAAGUCUGCAUGAGCUCAGUCAAGCUACCGUUAGGACGGCUUACAAGUUACCUCCUGUAGGGGAGGUUUCACCUAUCACUACUUUAUCGACAAGUAAUCCGUUCAUCAAUAAAAGCACCACCAAUAGUAACACAAAUAACCAUGGAAAUGAGAUUGAAAACGAUAAAAACAAUGAGGACAAUGAGACUAACGAUAAACACAACAGUACGAAUACGAACAGGUGUUCAUCAGGCGGACUAAAGUUGAUAGAUGAUUCAAGUGAAUCUGGAAGUAUAAGUCUGGUAUCUACUUCGGGGUGGGGUUCUGAGGAAAAUGAUGGAGAAGGCGAAGCGAAAGAUGCUAUGGAUGCUUUGGGUGAAGCUGCUAGGAAAUUGAGGAGUUCUUAG